CCGCCCUUUUAAGAACCAAUAAGAGCACACAAUAAAUGGCCGAACCUAAAAGCAAAACAGUAUUGGGUUUAGGGUUUUGGCUUACGACAUUUCCAAUUUCCACCGUCUUCAUUCUUUUCUCCACACUAGUUUUAUGAUUAGAGUUGGAGGAUUAUAGUGUUCAGCAUGUAUAGUUUAAAGGGAAGUUGGGUUGGUCAAACAUUUGCCUUAGCUACACCCAAUGAUUCAGGUGCUAAAAAGUCUCGAAUUCGUCGUUCUAAAGAGGAGAGGAAGAAUAUGGUUGAAUCAUUCAUCAAGAGAUACCAGAGUUCAAAUAAUGGGAAUUUUCCAUCUUUGAAUCUGACUCAUAAAGAAGUUGGGGGUUCUUUUUAUACUGUUCGAGAGAUUGUUAGGGAGAUAAUUCAAGAAAACAGGGUUUUGGGUCCUGGACAAAUUGAUUCUGAAGAGCAAAUGGAUGCGAUUGCAGUAAAUCAUCCAUUAGGAACGAUUUCUUCGGAGCCUCAAGGUCGUUUGAUUCAGAAUGCAAUGGAGCUGAAUGUUAUCUCUAGUGAAGGAGAAAACGAAAUUUCGAUGAUGAAUUUAGACACUAAUGGGAAAUAUACCAAGAUUUUCGAUAAGGGUGAUGUUCAAAAUUCGACACAAAAUUCAGAAUUUCAGACUGAUGAUGGGCUGACAUGUGAAUCAACUAGUGAGAAUCUUGUUAUUUCAGAUCAUCAAGAACAGAUGAAUUCGGAGGAAUCUUUGGUGGAGUUUAUGGAGACUGAUGGAAUACCUGAAAAGCCGGUUAAAUUGUUCGCUGAAGAAUCAGAACUAUUGGGUGCGUUUCAUGCGCCCGUAACACUUCCAACGCAGGAAGUAGAAGUUGAAACGUUCCCGUUGAAACCAACAUUCAAGGAAAUUGUUAACAUGAGCAGCAUGCCGACUGACUCUCUUUGUUCUGAUAGGGAUUCAGAGCAUCCGAAAUUCCAAAAGAGUAAAUUAAGCAAUAUCAAUCAGCUCAUGGAUAAAGAUAAAUUCAGUUCGUCUGAAACUUCUGAUGUGGUGACACCUAAGGAAGCAAAUGAUUUUGAAUCUUCAGGAUCCGUUGCACACCCAGAUAUGACAAUAAAACAUGAAGCGGUCAACAAUACGCAGAUCAAUCUCAAAGAUGACUCGGUGGAUAUGCCAUAUUCGAUACCAAUUAAGGAUGAUAAUGCAGUUCUUCAUGAUUGCACGAGUCCAAUAUCAGCUCAUGGUGACACUACAUCAAGAACAUCUGAGCUAAAGAACAUUCAGAUGCAGCCUAAGAACGCCUCAAGGACAGCAAUCUACUUGGAAAAUAGCAGCAGAACAAGCUGCAAAACUGUCAAGGAGCCAACGGUAAUACAUGGAAACGAUUUGAAGAAAGACGAGAAAUUUAUGGCUGGAAGUUCUCCCCCUUUAGAUAGAAUUGACCUAGAAUCGUGGAGGGCAACAAAGCAAGAAAAUAAUCCUCUACUGGCUUUCGUUAAAGCUUGUGUAGACGCCUUUUUCAGGUUCUGGUCUGAAUGAUUAGUUAUUCAUGCUUCUGUAGAAUUUAGUAGCUUGUGUUGUAUUUUUCGGAAUGUGUCAUUUUUUGUGAUUCAGUGUUCAUCGUUAAGAAUGUCGCAAUGUUUUUGACAAGUAUGACUGAUCGAGGGAAUGUGACGACUGACGGGGUUGGCUCCCUUUGAACUUAUGCAUACAUAUGACUGUAUUAGUGAAGAAAAUUGUAUGUUUUAGUGUGGUAUUGUGGGUGGGGUCAUGCGCAAAAGAGGUAAUGUAGCAAACUAUGUAGGACGGAUUAAAAUAGUAUAUGCAGCAAAAUCAGAGCGGCAAAUGAAUUAAGUUUUUGAUGAAAAUU
Molecule: messenger RNA, 1861 nt
Organism: Amaranthus tricolor (Joseph's coat)
Lineage: Eukaryota; Viridiplantae; Streptophyta; Magnoliopsida; Caryophyllales; Amaranthaceae
Exons: 5
Coding region: 166-1530 (454 amino acids)
Source: RefSeq, a predicted model, not a curated record